Molecule: messenger RNA, 958 nt
Organism: Pomacea canaliculata
Lineage: Eukaryota; Metazoa; Mollusca; Gastropoda; Architaenioglossa; Ampullariidae
Product: histidine N-acetyltransferase-like
Exons: 4
Coding region: 200-958 (252 amino acids)
Source: RefSeq, a predicted model, not a curated record
GUCUGGAUGGGAUGUAGGGGAAGAGAAUUUCUUUGGUCUUUAUUAUCCUAGUAAUAGAACAGACCUAUUAAAUAUAGUUUAUGUUAUUUUUCAGCCAACGCAACUGCAGUAGCUGAGAAUGAUUGACCUGUACUUUGUUCAUAACAGUUACAAGACUUUUAAAGUGAAAAAAGUCGGCUGACUACAAGACACGGCUGACAUGCAGCAGAUCCCAUCAGAUGAAGACGUUUGUGUGGCAUCGCUGGCUGACCGAGACUCAGUCGUGGCGAUAGACGAUGACGUGUACAGCGGCCUGGAUUAUCUCCCUGCCACCUACCCGUCUCUUGUGGAAGGACCUGGCGUUCGUGGCUACCUUUACAAAAAAGGAGGCAGAAUUGUUGCAUUUUUGAACACUCAGCUGAUAGACGGAGGACGGACAGUGAUACACAGUACAGCAAGAGUGGCGCCUGAAUACAGAGAAAGCGGAGUCUUUGGGAGAUUUCACAGACUAAUUCGUAGCAACUACAUCGGGACACCUAACAUUUGCUACAUUGCCUUAACGGUCACUGAUAUCACCAUGACAGCGAUUGGACAGAAGCUUCUAAGAACGUAUCGACAGGUCACCGAGAAAACAAUCACAACUGUUGGGCUGACAUCAUUUGACGUUAGUUUCAAAGUAGAUAAAACUACAACACUUUUUCCGGGAUUAAGAACACUCUCUACUGACGAUAUGACAUCUAUCAUGUCUUGUGAGGACGGCCGCCUUCACCAUCUCUUCCCAGAUGGAAGAAUUAUUCUAGACUGGCAGCCAUACCGACUGAUGGCAGCUAACGUGCCCCUCAUCACCAACACCUGCACACACCGCGUCUUCCUGGCUACAGACGCCAAGAUCCUCCCUUGGACACAGGCUUGCUGUCUGUCCCUACAGUCCUGUCUGCAGGAAGCUACUACAGGUGCAGUAAAGGUACCCAGUACAUAA